Molecule: messenger RNA, 902 nt
Organism: Owenia fusiformis
Lineage: Eukaryota; Metazoa; Annelida; Polychaeta; Sabellida; Oweniidae
Source: the annotation of a GenBank genome assembly
CCACAAGUGUUUAAGACUCUCAGUGCUGUUAUUCCAUCAGACGAAAAAUAAAAGAAUAUUAUAAGCUGAAUCAUCAUUAGACAACUACUUCACGGGGCACCAAACCCACUGAACAAAACAUCAAAUCACUCCACAUUUCAUGAUUGAAAAACAGGCAUAAGAAGAACAAAUGGACGGUUUCUCUACAUCCCUUCGUUUUGUAACGAAAGGAGGAUCUAAUAUGUCCAGGGAGUUGGUCGAAUUAAACAAGACAACACCACUGUCAGACUGUCGCAUCUGGAAGAUGGCCAUUUUGGACCUCAUUUUCAAAAAUAAACCCAAUCCUUUUCAAGAAUGGCCAACAUUUUCAAGAGAGUCCAAAACAUUUAAAAAUAUUAUUGUGUUUUUUGAAUGGGGGUGGGUAUCAAGUUCCCUACACACCUUUCUUGUAAGGGACCACUCGCCAGUUUUGGAAAAUACAACACCAUCUGCUUUUUAGGGACCACAUUUUUCUUAGGACCACACAUUUUGAGUUGACGAAAAAAUACAAAAAGGCUCACAACAAGACUAAAUGAUGGGGAAACAUUGAUUUUUGCAGGAGUAAGUGGUAUUAGUAAACUCAUCACACUCCAUCCAUUACAAAACUGACAUGGAGGUAUUUCUAUAAGGCGAUAAACUUAAUCGCAUGGUUAGUCUUGGUCGGAAGGUUAAUGUCACCACGACUUCUUUCGGAUUCUCUGUUCCAAUAAAAGAAAUGAUGCCUGAAAGUGACAUACCUGACAUUGUCUUUGAGGCACUUAAUAAAUACUUAAGGACUUGGAGGAGUUCAAAUUACAAAGGUAUUUCCAAAUUGAAUCAAUUCUACAAUUCCUUUGGAUUGAUUAAGCAAUUACAGCAAAGCAACUCCCCUCAAGUCUUUCCUG